Messenger RNA from Mycosarcoma maydis (corn smut), 1503 nucleotides. RefSeq lists its product as uncharacterized. Lineage: Eukaryota; Fungi; Basidiomycota; Ustilaginomycetes; Ustilaginales. Bases 1 to 1503 code for a protein of 500 amino acids. The record is from RefSeq and is a predicted model, not a curated record. The transcript has a single exon.
AUGCUCAACAGCCUCGUCAAUGCUCCGCGUCGUCACGCACUCGUCAACUCGGCCCAUUCCACCGCCUCCUCGAACCACGCCGAUUCCAUCCAACCCUCCUCGGCAACCGCUUCGCUCGCCGGCUCCUCCACCUUGCAUUCCGUUGCGGCCUCCACUUCCACUUCCACCGCCUCCCUCAGCGCCACAGAACACCUGCGUGACACGUUCAACAAACGCAUUCGUAGUCUCGUCUAUCUUAAACACUCCCUUCAAGGCCGCACCACCUGGUUCUCCACCAUUCAGCUCCAUCCGGACGAUCUGCACGCCUUUUUUGACAAUCAACGCAUGCACAAACGCUCGCUACGCUAUUCCAUCCUUGGCCUUAGCCUCUCAGCCAUCCUUGACAUUCCCAACCCCAGCGACACGGCGCGAGCCAUCAUCUCGCUCUUCAACGAACUCGAUGCCUACACGGAUGACAACAUUGUCGCUCUCACCAGCGCUACAGGUGCAGACUCGUUCGGUACGCAGCGACCCAAGGUGCGUAGCUUUUUCAAAACGGGCAAGCAGACGCUCAAGAGGUCCACAGCUGCACAGGCCAUCAGCGAGUUUGGCACAAUCGAGUCGGGUUCCGGUCCAGCUUCAACAUUGGCCGCCAGCAACGAGCCAAACUCAUAUCUCAUGGCGCCCAACAUACCUUUCCAGUUGGACUUUUUCCAGACCUUCCUUACGCUCUGCGAUAUGCUCACCGAGGUGUAUUACAAGUUGGCCUCUUUCUUACCCAGAGACGUCGGCUCAGCCGAAGCAGCGGUGCAGCAAAACCCUGCAAAUUUAGCAAGAGCCAGUUCACCUCCCACCUCCAUCUCUGCACAUGUCAGUCAAGAUCGAGAUCGAACGCCGAGCAUCAGUCACAGCUUCUCCUCAGCAGCUGCAGCGGCGGUGACAGAUGCCUCGGCCGACACGACCGCCGAUAAGCCUGGCGUAGUCAUCAGCGCAAUCACGCAGGAACUGCUGAUCAAAGCCGACGCCAAGAUCAAAAAAGUCGUCAAUGUGCAACUCAAGGAGAUCGACGAGUUUGCACGCCAGAUGAUCAAGGACGAAUUGGCAUCACUUGACCCGCUCAUCCAGGACCUUGGCCUAGACACGCCUGUCAGCAGAGGUAGCACUGUCAACAGCGCGGCUUUCCCUUCAACUUCCACCGAUAGCACGCAUUCCUCCAAUCCAACCACUACUACCGGUCUUGCCACCACCUCGACAUCUGCACUUCCAUUUACGUUUAGCAAUCAACCUCCCUCUACUACGACGCCUUCAAAGCUCUCCACGCGAACCGCUUCCCAAUUCCGUCGCACCAGCAACGCCAAAUCGGACGCACAUCAUGGUCAUCACCACCUCAACCUCGGCGGUACCACCGCCACCGCUCCGUCCAUAAACUCGGCUGACAUCGCUUUGACCACGUCCAGAUCCGGCCGUCUGAAACGCAUCGUCAGCCCGCACCCAGACGUGCCCAGCCCAAACAGGCUUCCAUGA